CGAGGGGGUGGGGCCUGGGCCGGCCUUGGGGACCCGGAAUGGGGCCUGUGGUCGGACCCGGGGCGGGACGCGGCUUCCUGCCGAGACUGGUCGGGCGGGACCGAGGUUAACACAGAAGUCAGCCUCCUGGGCCAUGCCGGUUCUAAGGCCUGUUUCUCCUCACGAACCCCAGCAGAAGACAGAUGGGCCAGUCUUCACAGUGGAUGACCUCCCCUCACUGAGCAAGAGAUGGGAUAGUACCUGGGCUCUGCCUAUCACCAGAAUCUGGGCUUAAUAAGCCAGCUGAAUGAAGGGCUAUAACAGACGCCUGGGAGGGACACUGAAGCCUGCCGAGGGGGGGGAGGGGUCUGGACAUACCCCUUCCCCCCCAGACUCCUCCCCCUCAGAGUACACUCAGCCAUGGACUUUGGACUCGGAUAAGAGGAGAGAAGCUGCACUUUGUUUGGUGUCUCUGGUUUGGGAUUCUCAGUUUUGGAAAUGGAGUGCUGGAUGGGGUUUGAUGAUCUCCAGGGGAGCAGCUAAGAGAAGAGAAGAAAGGUGCAUGCUGCUUCCUAAUCCCAAAGCCCAGAGGACACAUCCCUAGAACGGUGGGCGUGAGACCGGCCAGCAGGGCAGCUUGAGCGCCCCCCUCGUGGCUCCCCGCGGGGGCCAGGAUGCUGAAGAAGCAGUCUGCAGGUCUUGUGCUGUGGGGCGCCAUCCUCUUUGUGGCCUGGAACGCCCUGCUGCUGCUCUUCUUCUGGACGCGCCCUGUGCCCAGCAGGCUGCCCUCAGACAGCGCUCUGGAUGACGACCCCACCAGGCUCACCCGCGAGGUGAUCCGCCUGGCCGAGGACACCGAGGUGGAGCUGGAGCGGCAGCGGGGGCUGCUGCAGCAGAUCUGGGAGUACUCUGUGCGGCGUGGCCAGCGGUGGAGGGGGCCCACUGCGGUCCCACCUGUGCCGCCACGAGGGCCUGUGACCUUGCCGCCAGCCGUGAUCCCCGUCCUGGUCAUCGCCUGUGACCGCAGCACUGUCCGGCGCUGUCUGGACAAGCUGCUGCACUAUCGGCCCUCGGCUGAGCGCUUCCCCAUCAUCGUCAGCCAGGACUGUGGGCACGAGGAGACAGCUCAGGUUAUAGCCUCCUAUGGCAGCGCCAUUACACACAUCCGACAGCCCGACCUGAGUACGAUCGCGGUGCCACCCGACCACCGCAAGUUCCAGGGCUACUACAAGAUCGCGCGCCACUACCGCUGGGCGCUGGGCCAGGUCUUCCACAAGUUCAAGUUCCCCGCGGUGGUGGUGGUAGAGGAUGACCUGGAGGUGGCCCCGGACUUCUUCGAGUACUUCCAGGCCACAUACCCGCUGCUGAGGGCUGACUCCUCCCUGUGGUGUGUGUCCGCCUGGAAUGACAACGGCAAGGAGCAGAUGGUGGACUCGAGCAAGCCGGAGCUGCUCUACCGCACCGACUUCUUCCCCGGCCUGGGCUGGCUGCUGCUGGCCGAGCUGUGGGCCGAGCUGGAGCCCAAGUGGCCCAAGGCUUUCUGGGACGACUGGAUGCGGCGGCCUGAGCAGCGGCAGGGCCGGGCCUGCCUGCGGCCCGAGAUCUCCAGAACCAUGACCUUCGGCCGCAAGGGGGUGAGCCACGGGCAGUUUUUUGACCAGCAUCUCAAGUUCAUCAAGCUGAACCAGCACUUUGUGCCCUUCACCCAGCUGAAUCUGUCGUACCUGCGGCAGGAGGCCUAUGACAGGGAUUUCCUUGCCCGCGUCUAUGGCGCCCCUCUGUUGCAGGUGGAGAAAGUGAGGACCAGUGAGCGGAAUGAACUGGGGGAGGUGCGGGUGCAGUACACCAGCAGGGACAGCUUCAAAGCCUUUGCCAAGGCCCUAGGAGUCAUGGAUGACCUCAAGUCGGGGGUCCCGAGGGCCGGCUACAGGGGCAUCGUCAGCUUUCUGUUCCGGGGCCGCCGUGUCCACCUGGCACCCCCGCAAACCUGGGAGGGCUACGAUCCUAGCUGGAAUUAGCGCUGCCUGUCUCUCCCGGCCCUUGCCUUGCCACGUCACAUGCUGAGACAGACUGCGGGUCCUGGCUGCACCCUCCUCUCUGUGUCUCUCUUGGGUCCAUUUAUCUUUUUAUUUUAUUUUAUUUUAUUUUAUUUUUGAGUGGCAUUCGAGUGCACAGAUGAGAAGGUGAAGAUGAUUCGCCCAUUCUUGAGAGGUUCAAAUCAGGGGAAACUUUCUGGGGUACGUUGGGGGGUACUGAGCAAGAAGUCAUGUGUGGUAGGCAGAGACUGGGCUCGUUGGGGCCACAAGCUUGUAUGUGCCAACUUUUCUCCUGGGGCGUCUGCAGAGAGGCUGGCAACGGGAGUUCUCUUGCCCAGGCCUCUGUUCCCUGUCCUGGCUCUCACAGCCAGUAUGGGCCCUUCUCUUGUGCCUGACCCCGUCCCCCUUUGGAGCGGGAGCUGGGUCCGGUGAGAAGAGAACAGACAGAUUUGUGGCCAGAACGAGACCAAGCAAAGGGGUUUCGUCACCUAGGUCUGGGCGGAGUUUGUUAGGUUGUCAGGGUUUAUGCCUCCCGCCUCUUUCCCCCUUUUCCUCUCUCCUUAUCACAGCUCUUCUUCCCCUGCAGCCUAACAGUUAUGAUUCUAAGAUGGAAAAUUGAAGGGGAAAAGUAAGACCUCCUCCGCUCAUCCCUGGCAGUGGGGGAAGGGAUGGGGGAAGCUUGGUGUGAGGGGCACCCUCUCUUAUCCUGCCUCAAAGAAACAAGCUGCCCCUCAGCCCCUCCUUUCUGCAAGCGGGUCCUUUCCUGUCGUUCCAGGAGGGCUCUGAGCUGGCUUGGUGGGAGGGAGGUCAGCUCCUGUGUUGCUUUCCCCCUGGGGUUUGCUGCACAGGCCCCUCCCUGAGCCCUUGGCUUUUAGAGGUCCCCUCAGUGUGAGGCAAAGCAGCCAGGACAGGAUGACCCAGACAUCCCUCCUUCCUGCCCCCCUCCCCCCCCCGCCCCCAACACCCUGUAUCUGUUCAGGUUAGGAUGCAGAUGGGGCUUGGAGAGCAAUGUCUGUGCUUUUGUUUCUUGCCCGACCUCAGUUCAUGGAAGAAAGUUGAAGCUGCAGAAUUAUUUUCAAAAAUAAAAGGCUGAAUUGUCUGAAAAACGUGUGUGUGUGUCCUGG
Molecule: messenger RNA, 3139 nt
Organism: Eptesicus fuscus (big brown bat)
Lineage: Eukaryota; Metazoa; Chordata; Mammalia; Chiroptera; Vespertilionidae
Gene: MGAT1
Product: alpha-1,3-mannosyl-glycoprotein 2-beta-N-acetylglucosaminyltransferase
Exons: 3
Coding region: 654-1997 (447 amino acids)
Biological process (GO): protein N-linked glycosylation
Cellular component (GO): Golgi apparatus
Molecular function (GO): alpha-1,3-mannosylglycoprotein 2-beta-N-acetylglucosaminyltransferase activity
Source: RefSeq, a predicted model, not a curated record